Messenger RNA from Cynocephalus volans (Philippine flying lemur), 3818 nucleotides. RefSeq names its product cytochrome P450 2U1. Lineage: Eukaryota; Metazoa; Chordata; Mammalia; Dermoptera; Cynocephalidae. Gene Ontology annotation, cellular component: cytoplasm; intracellular membrane-bounded organelle. The transcript has 5 exons. The record is from RefSeq and is a predicted model, not a curated record. Gene Ontology annotation, molecular function: heme binding; steroid hydroxylase activity; iron ion binding. The coding region runs from base 1 to 1641 and encodes 546 amino acids. Gene Ontology annotation, biological process: xenobiotic metabolic process.
AUGCCCUCCCCGGGGUCGCCGCAGACCCGGGAGGAAGAGCCGCCCUGGCUUGGGCGCUUCCUGCGUGCGCCCCCGGGGCUGCCGCGGCUGGACCCGAGCGGCGGGGCGCUGCUGCUGCUGCUGUGCGGUUUCGUCGCGCUGCUCGGCUGGAACUGGCUGCGGCGGCACCGGGCGCGGGGCAUCCCGCCCGGGCCCACGCCCUGGCCCCUGGUGGGCAACUUCGGCCACGUGCUGCUGCCGCCCUUCCUCCAGCGGCAGAGAUGGCUGAGCCUCGGGGCGAGGGCCGCAGGGCUGGACCCCACGGGCCUGAGCCCGCAGCUGCUCCUCACGGGCCUGGCGCGCGUGUACGGCAACGUCUUCCGCUUCUUCAUCGGCCCCCACCUGGUGGUGGUCCUCAGCGACUUCCACAGCGUGCGCGAAGCGCUGGUGCAGCAGGCCGAGGUCUUCAGCGACCGGCCGCGGAUGCCGCUCAUCUCCAUCGUAACCAAGGAGAAGGGGAUCGUGUUUGCACAUUAUGGUCCAGUCUGGAAACAACAGAGGAAAUUCUGUCAUUCAACUCUUCGUCAUUUUGGCUUGGGAAAGCUUAGCUUGGAGCCCAAGAUUAUUGAGGAGUUCAAAUGCGUGAAAGAGGAAAUGCAAAAACAUGGAGAAGACCCCUUCAGUCCCUUCCCCAUCAUCAGCAAUGCUGUCUCUAACAUCAUUUGCUCCUUGUGCUUUGGCCAGCGUUUUGAUUACACCAAUAGUGAGUUUAAGAAAAUGCUUGGUUUUAUGUCAAGAGGAUUAGAAAUCUGUCUGAACAGUCAGAUUCUUCUGGUCAACAUAUGCUCCUGGCUUUAUUACCUUCCCUUUGGACCAUUUAAGGAAUUAAGACAAAUUGAAAAGGAUAUAACCAGUUUCCUUAAAAAUAUCAUCAAAGACCAUCAAGAGUCUCUGGAUAGAGAGAACCCUCAGGACUUCAUAGACAUGUAUCUUCUCCACAUGGAGGAGGAGUGGAAAAAUAAUAGCAACAGUAGUUUUAAUGAAGAGUACUUAUUCUAUAUCAUUGGGGAUCUCUUCAUUGCUGGGACUGAUACCACAACUAACUCGUUGCUUUGGUGCCUCCUGUAUAUGUCACUGAACCCUGAUGUACAAGAAAAGGUUCAUGAAGAAAUUGAAAGGGUCAUUGGUCCCAACCGAGCCCCUUCCCUCACGGACAAGGCCCAGAUGCCCUACACAGAAGCCACCAUCAUGGAAGUGCAGAGGCUAACUGUGGUGGUGCCUUUUGCCAUUCCUCAUAUGACCUCAGAGAAAACAGUGCUCCAAGGGUAUACCAUUCCUAAAGGCGCAUUGAUCUUACCCAACUUGUGGUCAGUACACAGAGACCCAGCCAUCUGGGAGAAACCAGAUGAUUUCUACCCUAAUCGAUUUCUGGAUGACCAAGGAGAACUUCUUAAAAAAGAAACCUUUAUUCCUUUUGGGAUAGGGAAGCGGGUGUGUAUGGGAGAGCAACUGGCAAAGAUGGAAUUAUUCCUGAUGUUUGUGAGCCUAAUGCAGAGUUUCACAUUUGCUUUACCUAAGGAUUCUGAAAAGCCCAUCCUGACUGGAAGAUUUGGUCUAACUUUAGCCCCACAUCCAUUUAAUAUAAUAAUUUCAAAGAGAUGAAGAGCAUCUCCAAGAAGAGAUGGUUUAACAGAUGUAUAAAUACAUAUCCUUUCAAACAGAUUCUUCCUACUCCAGUUUACAGUAGAUCCAGCAACUCAGAGGAUCUAGGUUAGGCUCAGAUUAGAGAGAGAUUGGAAAGAGGGUAGAGCACGUGGGAGCUUUCAGCCUGGAGGAUUCCUCAGCAGGAUACUUUAGCCAUUUUAGUAAUACGUGUCUGUGAUUUAAGGGAUGGGGACCAAAGUACCGAAUCAGGAAGCAGGAGAUCUAAAUUUUAGUCUCGCUGGCUUCCACGAAUGAACAUAUCUUCUCAUCUCUCAGUGUCUCAGUUAUCCCACGUGUAAAAUGAUGGUAACAAAACUUGCUUUCUCUCUGUCUCUAAGCACUUAGUAAGGUCAAAUGCCUCAUAUCUUUUCUGACAUCACCAAAAGACUAAGUUCUGGAGAGGAAAUUCAGGAUUAGGAGAAAAUCUGCCUGCUGCCUUUUUAAGGCCUAUGACAGCAUGAAAGUGGUCUUCAGCCUUGACCACUCUGCGGAGAGAGAUGUGGAUUUAGGUUAUAUGGAGGUGGGGCUUUCCUGAGCACAGAUUCAAUGUCAGUUUCUUUGGGCUUGUUCUAUUAUUAUUAUCUUUUCAUUUAUGACUUUAGUUUUUACUUUUUGUAGACAUGAGAUGAAGUGGACCCUUGUCCAGUAUAUUGAGGAAAAAAGAAAUUAGGAUUUUAAAAAAUCCCCUGUAAGGUUAUUGUCCAAAUUUAUAUGUCUGUCUGCUGCUUAACUACAUAAACAGUGAGCCUGGCUAAAAAAGUGGCUUCAUGGCAAAAUUCCUUUCUCCUGACUGUAUUUGCAAAGAUGCAGCUCUCCCUUUUGACUUGAGCCCUGAAUGGUGAGCUCUGGGAUUUUGAUACUGGAAUUCAUCAGGAAGGGAUUCUUCUUUCAAACUAUACUAAACAUUCCUUUCCUAUUCUCCCUCUCACCAGACCCAGCGUAACUGAUCCUUGAAUACUCUGAAAGAUAGGAAGGCAUUCUUACUCUUUAUUAAGAUAAUUAUUUGUUUUUUAAUGAAGAAGGCCCCUCUAGAAAAGCAGUUCUCAACAGGGAUAGUAACCUUCUUCGGGGGGGCUUGGAAAUGUGUAGGCGCAUUUUUUAGUUAUCAUAAAGAUGGGGGUGCUACUGGCCCAAUACUGCCAUGGGGCCAGGAUCCUAAAUGUCAAAACAAUUCUAUACAAUGAAGAAUUGUCCUUCUCGGAGUGCCAGUAUUUCCCCUGUGAGAACACGGUCCAAAGAAUGACUAGCCCUUUCCUUUAUUCUCUCCAGUACUCCGUAUAUAGAAGUCAUCAUGGUAAUAAUAUGAGCAACCAUAUUUCUGAGCCUUUUCUCAUGCUGGCACCAUACUUAAUGCUUUACUUGUAGGCUUAUGUAAUUCUUACAGAAAUUCUAUUAAGAGGAUGUCUAUAGCUGAUGAAGCUGAGGCUUAGAGAAGUUAAGGCACAAAGUUAAAAAGUACCAUCCCUGGGUUUCAAACCUGCUAGUCUCUGUGACUGGAGAGUGCUUUCUGAACCACUUCUGCCACCACUGGAUCCCAUAGCAGUGCCCCCCCGCCUGUCUUCAUCCCUGACUGAGUUCUUUGAGGUGAGGGUGUCCUGCUGCUAUCCGCCCCCACAGUGCCUUGCUCUGAGUGGGUGCCCACUCAACACGGGAAUGACUUUUAAGAAGUGUACUUAGGGGAAAAAUCCCACCCCCAUUUGAAUAAUGACAGGUCAUAUUUUUGUUACUUAAAGGUAAUAAGAGAUUAGUAUGUGUUAUUUGUCAAUGUCAAUUAAAGCCAGUUUUUAAAAAAAAAUUACUGGACUUUUGAGUAUCAUUUCAAACAACUAACAACUAUUUUUUAAACAAACUUAGUGUGAUGCCUUAGCUGUUGAAAUAUAACACAGAAUGUAAGCUCCUAGCACAUGGAGACUAGGCCACAUCCAUGGGCCUCUCAUUUACUUUCUUAAAGGAAAGAAGCAGCUAGUGCUGUUCCUACUGAUAGAGAAGAGGACAGAAAAGAUCCAGAGUGCCAUUACUUUGAGAAUUAAACAAAAAGAAAAGGUGAAACUCUGAACUUGAACAGUUUAGCUAGAAAGGCUUCCUGUGACUUCUUACCCUUCCUUGCUAAGUUUUCCAGACCAGUGGAGACACCA